Molecule: messenger RNA, 885 nt
Organism: Lichtheimia ornata
Lineage: Eukaryota; Fungi; Mucoromycota; Mucoromycetes; Mucorales; Lichtheimiaceae
Exons: 1
Coding region: 1-885 (294 amino acids)
Cellular component (GO): nucleus; cytoplasm
Molecular function (GO): heat shock protein binding
Source: RefSeq, a predicted model, not a curated record
AUGGCUCCAGCUUCUUCCCUUCUUUCAGACGAUGCCGAUCUCUAUGAAAUAUUGACGCUCCAUCGUGAAUCAGCAACCGCAUCCGACAUCAAGUCGCAGUAUCGUAAACUUGCAUUGAAGUACCACCCUGACAAACAACGACCAUCUGCGACCGAUGAAGAUAAGCAAGCUGCGACAUUACAAUUUCAACGCAUUGGACUUGCCUAUAGCAUUUUGAGCGAUCCAGCCAAGAAAUCACUGUAUGACAAAACGGGCACGAUAUCGAGCGACGAUGGAUUAGCAGGCGACAAGAGCUGGACCGAUUACUUUAAGGAGCUAUGGACGGGUGUUGUGAAUGCUGAAACGAUUGAACAAUUUGCGUCUCGAUAUCGAGGAUCUGAUGAGGAAGAACGUGAUGUGUUGCGCUAUUAUCAACAAUGCAACGGCAAUAUGGAUCGUAUUCUCUCCCAUGUCGAGUGCAGUGAGCUGACGGAUGGCGAACGGCUGGCCGAAAUCAUUCAAAAAGCCAUUGAUCGUGGUGAUGCAACAACCCUCAAAGAAUUCAAGAGCACAACAACAGCAAAAGCCCAUCGUGCACGUGCUAAACAACAUCAACGACAACUCAAGGAAUGGGAACGUCGACAAAAGAAGGAAAAGAAAGAGGAGGGGGAUCAAUCACUAUUGGCAUUGAUUCAGGCACGCAACAAGGAACGAGCGGCUAAACUUGACGCAUUGGCAGACAACAUUGCAGCGAGAGCAGCUGAAGCUUCAUCUUCUUCUUCAACCAACAAAGGCGGCAAAAAGAGAACCAAACGUCAAGCUGAAGCUGAAGAGGGACCUUCAGAGGAGGAAUUCCAAAAGAUCCAAGAACGAUUGAUGGAGAAUAAGAGACGCAAAGCCAAAUAG